UUAAAUCUCUUCAUACUUCUUCUUCAUUCUUCCAUAUUCUCUCUCUCAUCGUUUUCAAUCAUUUUACCGCCGUCUCCGUCGCCGUCGUUACAUACAGAGGACGCUGUCGCCGGCAUGUCUUACGACUACCUUUUCAAGUACAUAAUCAUCGGCGAUACAGGCGUCGGAAAAUCAUGUCUUCUCUUGCAAUUUACCGACAAGAGGUUCCAACCUGUCCACGAUCUUACUAUUGGAGUCGAAUUUGGUGCUCGUAUGCUCACUAUUGAUGCAAGACCUAUCAAGCUUCAGAUUUGGGAUACUGCUGGACAAGAAUCUUUUAGAUCCAUUACAAGAUCAUAUUACAGAGGGGCGGCUGGGGCACUUUUAGUUUAUGACAUUACCAGGAGAGAGACGUUUAAUCAUCUUGCAAGUUGGCUUGAAGAUGCCCGGCAACAUGCGAACCCCAACAUGACAAUAAUGCUAGUAGGGAACAAAAGCGAUCUUGCACAUCGAAGGGCUGUUAGCAAGGAGGAAGGGGAACAAUUUGCAAAAGAGAACGGUCUCUUAUUCUUGGAAGCAUCCGCCAGAACUGCGCAAAAUGUGGAGGAGGCCUUUAUAAAAACUGCUGCGAAGAUCCUCCAAAAGAUUCAGGAAGGAGUAUUUGAUGUGUCGAAUGAGUCAUCUGGGAUUAAGGUUGGAUAUGGAAGGCCUCAAGGUCCUUCGGGGACAAGAGAAGGAGUGAUCACACAGGGAGGUGGAUGUUGUGGAUGAAGAAUAUGAUGUAUAUGAAAACUGAAGGUGACAUUUUCCAUUGAUUGUUGUGGAUAAUCUUGUGUAUUAUUAUUAAGUUGUUCAAUUGUGGAAUCUGUCUUGAAAACAGAUUGGGAUAUUUGUUGUGACUUGAUUAACUGUCUGACUGAAUAUUUGAUGUCUUCUAGUUGAUCUACUACUACUACUUACUGGUUGUUUAUAA
Impatiens glandulifera is the source of this 952-nucleotide messenger RNA. Its product is annotated as ras-related protein RABB1b. Bases 115 to 750 code for a protein of 211 amino acids. Gene Ontology annotation, molecular function: GTPase activity; GTP binding. The record is from RefSeq and is a predicted model, not a curated record. Gene Ontology annotation, cellular component: endosome. The transcript has 6 exons. Gene Ontology annotation, biological process: regulation of endocytosis. Lineage: Eukaryota; Viridiplantae; Streptophyta; Magnoliopsida; Ericales; Balsaminaceae.